CAUAAGAGAACUCACAGUGGAGAAAGACCUUAUGAAUGUAAUGAAUGUGGCAAAGCCUUUAUUCAAUCAUCACACCUCAUAAUUCAUAAAAGAUCACACAGUGGAAACAGGACUUACAAUUGUAAUGAAUGUGGCAAAGCCUUUAAUCGGUCAUCAUAUCUAACGACUCAUAAGAGAACUCACAGUGGAGAGAGGCCUUAUGAAUGUAAUGAAUGUGGUAAAGCCUUUAGUCUGUCCUCAGGCCUCACAGUUCACAAGAGAACUCACAGUGGAAAGAGGCCUUAUGAAUGUGACGAAUGUGGCAAAGCUUUUAGUCAUCUUUCAAGUCUCAGAAAUCAUAAGCGAUCUCACAGUGGAGAAAGGCCUUAUGAGUGUAAUGAAUGCGGCAAAGGCUUUAGUCAACUCUCAACUCUCAGAAAUCAUAAGAGAUGUCACAGUGUAGAUCAGCCUUAUGAAUGUGAGGAAUGUGGUAAAGCCUUUAGGUUGUCCUCAUACCUCACAAUUCAUAAAAGAGCUCACAGUGGAGAGAGGCCUUAUAAAUGUAAUGAAUGUGGCAAAGCCUUUAUUCGGUCCUCAUACCUCACAACUCAUAAGAGAUCUCACAUUGGAGAGAAGUCUUACGAAUGUAAAGUGGCAACACCUUUCGUUACUCCUCAGGCCUCACUGAGCAUACGGGAGCUACAGAAGAAAAAGGCCUUGGGGAUUGUGGGAAAGCCAUAG
Messenger RNA from Chrysochloris asiatica (Cape golden mole), 720 nucleotides. RefSeq names its product zinc finger protein 93-like. NCBI's taxonomy places the organism in Eukaryota, Metazoa, Chordata, Mammalia, Afrosoricida, Chrysochloridae. Gene Ontology annotation, biological process: regulation of transcription by RNA polymerase II. The annotation marks the transcript as partial. Gene Ontology annotation, molecular function: DNA-binding transcription factor activity, RNA polymerase II-specific; RNA polymerase II cis-regulatory region sequence-specific DNA binding. The record is from RefSeq and is a predicted model, not a curated record. The transcript is spliced from 2 exons.